AGCAUGGAAUAUGCGAAAACCUUUGUCCCACCGUCUCUGAUGAGGUCAAUGUCCUCAAUGUCCACAUCCAUCUCCCAACGCAUCCUACCCCCUGUCCAGCCCCGCCCUUACAGGGUCUGCACGCAGAAGCGCCGUCGGAAGAAAGGCAUCAUGGCCACAUCUCUGGAAGACCUUCUAGAAAAAACGGCCAGGUCUUUCCUGCUGACAUGUCAGUUCCUGACCCUGGUGCUGGAGGAGGAUGGGACGGUGGUGGACUCUGAGGCCUUUUUCCAGUCUCUGCCCACCAACACACAGUUCAUGGUGCUGGAGAAAGGGGAGAGGUGGAUCCCAGGCAAAGGGGCUGUUCCGCGUUUUAGGCAGUCCAGGAAAAAUGAAAUCGCCAAACUGAGCUUUGACUUCUACAAACUGGACCCAAAGGACUUUUUCGGCUGUCUCGCCAUCAAAGCCUCUCUUUAUGAGAUAUAUACCCUCUCCUAUGACAUCAGGUGCACCAAGGUUAAGUACAUUGUGAAGUCUUUGAUGCGAUGCAUGUUGUAUGCAGCUAGAGUUUUUGGGCAGUGUCUUCUGUGUUGCUCCACGACUAUUUUGCAGUACAUUGGUGAUGAUGACUUUUGUACUCCAACACCCAGUAACCCCAAAUAA
Chanos chanos (milkfish) is the source of this 642-nucleotide messenger RNA. RefSeq names its product cell death inducing DFFA like effector a (gene cidea). NCBI's taxonomy places the organism in Eukaryota, Metazoa, Chordata, Actinopteri, Gonorynchiformes, Chanidae. The record is from RefSeq and is a predicted model, not a curated record. The transcript is spliced from 5 exons. Bases 4 to 642 code for a protein of 212 amino acids. Gene Ontology annotation, biological process: apoptotic process; regulation of apoptotic process.